This is a messenger RNA of Ciona intestinalis (vase tunicate), 4338 nucleotides long. The record is from RefSeq and is a predicted model, not a curated record. Lineage: Eukaryota; Metazoa; Chordata; Ascidiacea; Phlebobranchia; Cionidae.
UUUAUAUGGUUUUUAGAUAAUAAAUGCUUGGUGUUAAAAUAUUGCAUAAUAUGUUCUAUUGAUGUAAGAUGAUACAGCCGCAACAGGUAGGGAGUCGGCCAUUAUAUCAAAAUCAAAGCAACAAUGCAACUGGAGUACACCAGAAUCAACACCAAGGAACGGUAUACCCUGGCCCAGUCAGUGUCCAUAGGUCCCUGGUUCAUCAUGCAGAGGUUUCGCACGAAGAAAUGGAAGAAAAACUUGGUAAUGAAGAAAUGCAGUGGGCCCAACAAGGAGGGCACGCUAAUCAGAACUCGAUCCCCUGGAAACUUGGUCAUGGGAAUUAUUCGAACCCUGCAUGCUGGGUUGCUAUGUUCGACUACGAUGCAAGAGCUGAUGAUGAGCUUACAAUCAGGUCAGGGCAACCUAUUGAGGUGAUAUCUAAGGAUGUUGGAGUAUCAGGGGAUGAGGGGUGGUGGACGGGGAAGAUCGCAAACAAACUCGGUAUUUUCCCGAGUAAUUAUGUCCAGCCUAAACAUAACAUGACGUCCCAUCUUGCCCAACAAAGGAAUCGUGUUUAUCAUAAACUAAGUGACGAGGACUCCCCGCUUGAUCCUGCGGAUGUUGCGGCACACGAUGGCGUGGUGGAGCAGAAAAUAACGAUCACCGUUCCCGAAAUCGAUUUUUCAGAACUCGCUCUACAAGAAAUCAUUGGAGUCGGGGGGUUCGGAAAGGUUUACCAUGGUUUCUGGUCGGAUAGAGAAGUCGCGAUCAAAGCUGCUAAAGUCGACCCAGAUGAAGACGCAAGUAUCACGCUCGAAAACGUCAGAUCAGAAGCAAGACUUUUCUCAUUGCUAUCCCAUAAAAAUAUUCUCGCAUUAGUUGGGGUUUGUUUGCAGCAACCAAAUUUGUGUAUUGUGUUGGAAUACGCUCAAGGUGGGGCCUUGAACAGGUGUCUGGUGGGUAGGAAGCUUCCACCUCAUGUGUUAGUGGAUUGGGCUUUACAAAUAGCUGAAGGAAUGCAAUAUCUCCACUAUGAUGCACCUGUACCACUUAUUCAUAGAGAUCUUAAAUCAAGUAAUGUUCUUAUAAAAGAACCAAUUGGUGAUGCUGAGGACAUCUUGAACAAAACUAUGAAGAUAUCAGACUUUGGUCUCGCACGAGAGAUGUAUAAGACGACCAAGAUGAGUGCUGCUGGUACUUACGCAUGGAUGGCUCCGGAAGUCAUCAAGUCUUCUACUUAUUCCAAGUCAAGUGAUGUUUGGAGUUAUGGUAUCUUGUUAUGGGAGUUGUUGACUGGUGAGCAACCAUACAGAGGAAUAGAUGGACUUGCUGUUGCAUAUGGGGUUGCAGUGAAUAAACUAACACUUCCUAUACCUUCUACUUGUCCCAAGGAAUUUAAAGAUUUGUUAGAACGAUGUUGGUCGUCCAACUCACAGAUGCGACCUUCGUUUAAAAUGAUCCUCACCGAUCUACAAACCAUAGCCGAGUCCAACUUUACCUCGGUUCCUGAUGAUUCAUUCCAAAGCAUGCAAGAUGACUGGAGGAUGGAGAUCCAAGCAAUGUUUGAUGAUUUAAGGGCAAAAGAAAAGGAGUUGUGUAGCAGGGAAGAAGCAUUAACGCGUGCCACACUGCAGCAUAAACUGCAUGAGGAAUAUUUAAAAGAAAGGGAGCGAGAAUUACACGAGCGGGAACUUAUCGUGGUUGAACGUGAACUGAAUAUCUAUCUUUCCAAGAAACCGGGGGAUUCCCCAGUACAGGGAAAGCCGAACCCCGCUAAACGGAAGGGAAAAUUUAAACGAAGCAGAGUUGCCAAGCAUGGUGGGAUAAGCGAACCUACGCACUUCCAGCACAAAUUAUCAGUGAAAGCCUCCAUGGUGAAUGAAACGCACACGAGUGCUCUACAAAGCAUGAUUGAACACGACUCAGCUAACCCAUUCAUCCCUCCAAGUCCUGCACCAGCUAUUCCACAACUACAAACUAUACAUAAUCCUUACAACCAGAACAUCCUGAAAGCACAGAUAAACAAGAAUCUGAUGAAAUAAAAAGGCCAACGGAUUUAUCUGUUAAUAACACAGGGGAAAGCACCAACAAAGGAAGCUGCGAUAGUGAUGAAUAUGCAACACCCAGACCCACACCACAGAGUAGCAGGGAAAAUAGUUUGAAGCGAGUCCAACGUAGCAUGAACCGCGCGUUGCUUGAAGCCGCUGUGAUUCUCACCGCUGUCGCUCUCGGUCGUGAUGUUCGUUCGUCCGCGCAACUCGUGUCCCAUCUUCCCCUGCCUCCCGUCUCCGAUGACUCCGGGAGCACGGGAUCAGGGGAUGUGAGGAUAAGAGCUACCUCCUCAUCCAGCAGGGAUGGCUCGCCUAAAGUACAAUCCUCCCAUAAGGUGAGAAGCAGCAUUGAUCCCACGAACCGGAUGUCAGGAGCUUCGAUCGAAAGCGAUCCGUCGACGUCAGCGACUCUCCUCUCUGUCUCCUCCAUGGACUCCAUCGUUGCCGCCGACAACGCAACAUCUGCUGUUGCCGUGUAUAGAAAGACGGGAGAUCUCGUUCCUGCUCCUCCUGCAUCAAAUCCUUUCUUUUCCCUUGAAACCCUCCCGACCAAAAUGGACCAAUCAGCAUCCACCAACCAGGGUUUCCAUGGCGACGAUGGAAAUGUUUACGGACGAGUAAAUUACGGGGCGCAGAUAUCGCUUGAGUCAAACCCAGCUGCCAUACCUUCCCCCUCCUCUGAAUCAUCCUCUUCUACGAACCCCCCUACCGUCACCCAUCGUGCCCCGACUCACCCACCCCAGUUACCAAAGAAGCGAUCCUCAUGGGGGCCAAUGGAGGUUACGGAGCAAGGGGGCCAAACAAGCGGGGUAAAUCGGAACAGGGGUCAUAAGCGCACCCCCUCCGAUGGCAGGUUACCGAUGCCUUCAUUGGAUAACGCGGUGAUGGUUCUGCAACAUCAUAAAACACCUGCAGAGAAAGCAAUUGAAGCGGGCAAGAACCCCGAAUUAUGUCGUCUCCCCGCUCCCAAUGUUCCAACCAACCGUCGUAAAAGUGACCAAGGAAUCGACACCGCUGGUGUGGAACGACCGAGCACACUCGCUAUUCUACCACGUCCAAGACCACUAGGUGGCCGAGGAGUCGACCUGCGUUCGUUCUCAUCUCCCUCUAGUGGUUCGGACUCACCUAGUGGGACGAGAAGGUUCACAGACAUCGGGCCGGACUCUGCUCCCAACCCCAACUAAUUUCACAGCCAUCACAAUACAGCCCACUGUGAAGUCAUCAUCCUCACCUGCUCUUAUGGGAACCGUCGGUUACGUUGGUCGUUAUAACCAAAACUACCCAACCUACACCCCACCCACUAAUGGUCAUUACCAGACCCCGAUUUCGAGUCUAGCUUUACCCCAGAAUAACCCCCUCCAACCCUCUCCUAACCCCUUAAAUGAACCCCCAGGGUCUCCGGGAUUAUUUGACGUUAAAUUCCCUCCAAAACCUCCCACACACCAUGAACCCCAGGAGGCGCCUCCCUUACCCAAGAAAACAGUUCGUUUCACCCCUUCGCUGCUUUCCCAACGCAGUUUAUUAGACGAGAACAUGGGUGAGGAGCAAGAUAUACACCACCCCCUGGUUCAAUACACUCCUAAAACUGAAACACCCCCUGUUAGAGCCACGGACCAAACAACAGGCACCAAAAUAUUCGAUUACAACGAAUUAGAACGUGAAUUCCUGCAAUGACAAAGUGUUGACCAAUGUUUCAUACAAAGCCAUGGGGAAUAGGGAAUUACUUUAAUGCAAGGUUCAAAACUUUGCAUCUUGCAACACUGUAAUCUACUUAUCUGCCGAAAGUUUAUUUUUCUCUUGUUUUAAUAAUUAGUACAUUUCUACCACAACAGUACAAUUACAAUUCAACUUUAAGAAAAUAUAACAUUUCUAUUUCCUGUUUUAUAUAAAAUAGGAUAUCUAUGUUGGUCACGCAGUUGGCUGCUUCUUUAUGUGCAAUGUCAUAGAAAUCUGAUAAUAUUUCCGGCAAUUUUAUGUCAAAUUUUGUUCGUUCUAUGGUGCAAAUUAUUCUGUCAUAAUACUUCAAGUGAAUGUAUUUGUGUCGUGAUCACGUGAUUUUAUGACGGAACAAAAGUGUUUGUGACGUUUCACAUUCAAUUGCUCAAAUUUUCAAUUAUAUAUGAUGUUUAUGUUAGCAAUUUUUAAACGCUUUUGAUUGGCCCAUUCAAGCUGCUAGAGAUAUAAUACUCCUUUCUGAUUGGCUCAUACUUACUCGAGUAUUCCAUUUAUUUUUUCACCAAACAUAGAAUGGUUAUAAAACAUAUUUGCGAUGUUUGCGAAAUAAAAUUUACUGUUAAUUAUAAAA